Zophobas morio is the source of this 2105-nucleotide messenger RNA. RefSeq names its product all trans-polyprenyl-diphosphate synthase PDSS1 (gene qless). The transcript is spliced from 8 exons. The coding region runs from base 1 to 1332 and encodes 443 amino acids. The record is from RefSeq and is a predicted model, not a curated record. Gene Ontology annotation, cellular component: transferase complex; mitochondrion. NCBI's taxonomy places the organism in Eukaryota, Metazoa, Arthropoda, Insecta, Coleoptera, Tenebrionidae. Gene Ontology annotation, biological process: isoprenoid biosynthetic process; ubiquinone biosynthetic process. Gene Ontology annotation, molecular function: prenyltransferase activity.
AUGCGGAGAGUCUUUGCGCUUGGGGAGAACCCAGUCACAACAGUUCUGGCGAUGGCUUCUAUAGGGUCUGGUAGACUCUGUGCUCGGGUGCAGGAAAAACUGUGUCAGUGGGGACAGUAUACGAGGAGAGAAGCGUAUUCGUGUGUACGGACAAAAAUCGGAUCCCAAACCGCCCCCAGAGUGCCUCAGGAGCGACAGAAUGAAAAACAUUCACAAAGUUUGGCAGCGACAGCAGCGAGUACGGUCUCCGCAGGAUGCUGGCAUCCUUGCAGCAGGCCGGAAAUUGCAGGGACAGCUCGAAGCUUUAGCACGAUGAGAACUCAACAGCCCGGCUCCCUUCCCGAAUAUCAGAUAGAUCCGUACCACCUCUUAGAAGACGACCUCAAGGAUGUUUACAUUUACAUCCGAGACGCUUUACGCAGGGGUACCUACCAAGAUGACCUUUAUGAGAUAGCCACGUAUUAUUUCGACGGACAUGGGAAAGCUAUAAGGCCUAUGGUGGCCAUCUUGAUGGCUAGGGCGAUAAAUUAUCACAUAUAUAAAGAAAAAAGUGGUCUUCUGUCGUCGCAAAGGGAGGUAGCGAUGAUUUCCGAAAUGAUCCACACAGCUUCCCUUGUCCACGAUGACGUCAUCGACCAAUCAGACUUCCGCCGUGGUAAGCCCAGCGUCAACGUGAUGUGGAAUCACAAAAAGGUAACCAUGGCGGGAGACUUCAUUUUAGCAGUCGCUUCAAUUAUGAUCGCUAGGUUAAGGAACAAUGACGUCACUCUAGUUCUUAGUCAAGUUGUCACCGACUUAGUUCAGGGAGAGUUCAUGCAACUCGGAUCUAAAGAAACCGAAAACGAAAGAUUUGCUCAUUAUUUAACGAAAACAUACAGGAAAACUGCUUCUUUGAUAGCUAAUUCUGUAAAAUCUGUUACAAUGUUAGCGGGAGCUGAUGAACAACUAGCCGACGUUUCGUACCAAUAUGGACGUAAUUUAGGUUUAGCUUUCCAAUUAGUUGACGAUCUUCUGGAUUUCGUUUCAAGUUCAGCGGCUAUGGGUAAACCCACUGCCGCGGAUUUGAAAUUAGGUUUAGCUACAGCGCCUGUUUUGUUUGCAUGUGAAAAGUAUCCUGAAUUGAACCCAAUGAUUAUGAGGCGGUUUCAAGAGCCAGGAGAUGUGGAAAGAGCUUUUGAUCUGGUUCACAAAUCUCGAGGACUAGAACAGACUCAAUAUUUGGCCAAGCAGCACUGUCAAGAAGCUGUCAGACUUGCUAACCUCUUGGAGGAAAGUCCAUACCAAAAAGGAUUAAUAGUUGCGGCAGAUUAUGUGCUGAACCGCAUGAAAUAGCACAGGACGUCGAUUCUGGCGUCGAGUAGAUAUUCUAGUUAUGAAAUUGACAAUAGAUGACACUAGUUAUGUGGUAUGAUUAUAAUGUUGUAUAUUUUUAUAUUUGUAAUGGUCACGACACAGUCCUUUAUUUAUAAACAUCGGCAUUCUUGGACCAGUGUUUUGUUAAAUACUUUGAUAUUAUUCUUUUUUAUUAGUUAGUUUUAGUGAAUGUGUGUGUGUUUUAAGCGAUUUCUUGUAAAGUAACUGUAUGUACCAAAUAUUGAAUGCUGAUGAAAGUCACUAUUGUUAUUCAGUCAUAUUUAGGAUAAGAGUGUUUGACAAUGGUAUAACGCUUACUGGUAGGAUUUUUAUUUAUUCAGCAUAACUACACCUGAUUUAUUUGUUUUCGUACUUUUAGAAAAUUCAGAAAUAGAUCAGUGUGGUGUGUGCACUGUUACAAUUAAACAAGAUCAGUGACAAAUAGUAACAACAGUAGGUGCGCUCAAUAGAUUUGAUUAUGUUAAAUGUGUAUAUAGUUUUAAAAGUAUUAAAAAUAUUUAUAAUAAAAUAUUUUAGAAAAUAGUUAAUCUUUUCUUUUGUUGUUGAUGAAUCUGAUGUAUAUAAGAUUGAUGUUUUUUAAUAGAUGUAGAAUUGAUUAAUAAUUAUCUGCAACUUUUUCACGAAAAGUGUAUGUAAAUAAUUUUGUUACAAAUAUUAUGUAAAAUAUAUGUAUAUUUUGAUUUAUUUACAUGUAAAAAGGUAUUAAUAAAGUGAACAUCUGGUGGGUUUAA